Amoebophrya sp. A25 is the source of this 4324-nucleotide messenger RNA. The record is from the annotation of a GenBank genome assembly. NCBI's taxonomy places the organism in Eukaryota, Dinophyceae, Syndiniales, Amoebophryaceae.
AUUCGUUCGUGUUCGGAUUUUUAGCUCUUUCUGUUCCAAAGAGGAAAUCACAGUAAGGAGUAAGCGAAGUCGCCGUCAAUCCAAAUCAAAAUCUGUCGCUACACUUCUGUAAAUUUUUUCGAGGACGAGAAUCAAUCUUCACCGACGCAUUGAAGUCAUUCAAUGUAUUCUAACUACGUGAUGUAAAGACAAAGACUACUUGCAAUGAAUAAUGUGAAUAUUAUAUAUUUUCCUCAAACCUCUCAGGAACCUGCAAUUUUCUGCACCCGUAACGAGUUUCCACUUGUAGUUCCUCUACUUCCUACACCUUGUAAUAACAAGGAUAUUUCUGGAUGAUUUCUUCCUUUUUCCUUGAAUGAAUAGCGAUCUAUCCCAACGACGAAUUAUCAUGUAAUAAAGCGACCUACACCUUCCACAAAGUCAAAACAAUCGAAGAGCACCGCUUGUUGUUUUUCGGCGCUUUUUAGAAAGUAGACUUCCCGCCUUGUUCACACAACAUUACCAGCACGACCACCUUUUUUUUAUACGACAAUAAAGUCGUGGUCUCAAUCAAACAGUCACUUUCUCUGGUAACGACGUUUGUUGUAGUUCUUUCACAUGAUUCCGUUCUCGGAAAUUAUCUGACAUAUUGGACCAUAAUCUUAAUCACCUCGCAAUAUCGAUAUAUAAGAAAGUCAAAAUGGCUACUGCAAAAGUCUCUUUCGUUGCACGCUCGUGCCGUGUCCCACGCGGAGCAGGAAACCACUUCUUAUGUCUUGGAGCUGAUAAGCCGCUGCGCCUACCUACAUAUUCAUAUAUAUGUAUAAGAACUUCAGGGAUUCGGGGAUUCUAGUAUAUCCUUUAACUAGUACUAGAUGAAAAAUUUUAUUUGAGAAAAAGCAUUAACAUAGUUAGUGAGUACUUUAUCAAGUCGAAUAUAUCUUCUUCUAAUGUUUGAUCUUCCUCUAAGCUCAUCUGCGAGCCGAUCUUUGGUGACUGGUUGCUCGUCCUCGUCGUCGCGACCAGCAGCUUCUGUCCUUGUUCCUCUGCAACAGCAGCGUCGUGGUUAUUCGCUGCGAUUGGAACGGAUACCGGAGAAUAUUUUGAAGGCCGAAUAUGCGGUUCGCGGAGAGAUCAUAGCGCGGGCAGAGCAAAUUUCCAAGGAAAUCGCUGAGGCCAAGAAUGGUGCGAAACCCUACCCGUUCGAAAAGCUGGUGCCCUGCAACAUAGGAAAUCCACAAGUGGUCGGCCAGCCCCCGCUCACUUUCCAUCGACAGGUUCUCUCAGUACUGGGCAACAAUGGACUCCUCGACGAUCCCGCUUUGACGAGCACCCUUCCGGCCGAUGUAGUGGAGCGCGGGAUGCGCUUUCGAGGUACGCAACCGGGAGCAUAUACGCACUCACGGGGCCAUCCACUCUUCCGGAGAAUGAUUGCGGACUACAUCGACAAACGCGAUAAAAUCGCGGUCAAGGCCGACCCAGAGCACAUCUAUGUCAGCAACGGUACUCGUGAUUUUUCUUAUGAUCUACUUCAAUACAUCUCUGCCAUGGCGUUGGCCUCGUGAUGAUGAGGAUAGAUAUCAAAUAUUCUCAGUCAAUGUUCCUGUUCGGGUGUCGUGUAGCUCGUCCUCUUUCAAGAACUAUAUCAGGACCGCGAGGACUCAUGACUGAUCUUAUUCCGCGUUCAAUCAACCUCUCAGGCGCGUCGGGCGCUGUAAUCACUGCAUUAGAGCUUUUGAUCCGCAGUAAGGGGGAUGGAAUCAUGAUUCCAGUACCGCAAUAUCCCCUGUAUUCUGCGUCCAUCACCAAGGCGGGCGGAACAUGGGUUGGCUACGAGCUCACAGAGAAUUACGAUACUGAUAAGCCAAGCUGGGGUCUAGACAUUGCGCAACUUCGUGAGGCAUUGAAGGUAUACAAUAAAAAUUCGAUUAUUGUUAUUCUUUUUUGCACAGCGUGGAGGUGAUCAUGACUGGUGUCUGAAAUAUAUUUAGAUUACCAUUACUUCAAUGAGGAUUUCAAUUUGAUUCAGAUGAAAUGACUGGGGCCAAUAGCAAUAUUGUCCUGUCAUAACCAGUCGUGAACGAAUUUCCUUAAUCAUCUUCCUCAAACAGAAAUCGCAGGCGAGUAACGUGAAAGUGCGUGCGAUCGCGGUGAUUAAUCCCGGCAACCCCACUGGAAAUGUGAUGGGCCGCAGUGAGGUUGAGGCUGUCGUCGAUUUUGCGAAGGAGAACGACCUUGUCAUUCUGGCGGACGAAGUUUACCAAGACAAUGUCUACGAUCCCUCGAAGGAGUUCGUGUCUUUCCGAUCAGUGGUGCGCACGCGACCCGGGUGCGACGCAGUGCAACUGUUCUCCUUUCACUCUAUCUCGAAGGGCUACUACGGAGAAUGCGGGCUGCGUGGAGGCUACAUGCACUUGACCAACCUCCCGGACAUCGUCCACGAGCAGGUCUACAAGCUCGCCUCAAUGCAGCUGUGCUCCAAUACGGUCGGCCAGGCGAUGAUGGCCAGCGUCCUGAACCCGCCGCAAGAAGGCGACCCGAGUUACGAGCUUUUUCAGCGCGAACGCGCCACCACACUCGAUGGUCUGAAGAAAAAGGCGAAGAUGCUGUCCGCCCGCCUGAAUGCCAUACCCGGAAUCCAGUGCAUGCCCAUUGAGGGCGCCAUGUACGCCUUCCCACAAGUUGACCUGCCGCAAAAAUUCAUCGACGAAGCGCGAGCACAAGGUAAGAACCCGGACACGUGGUACUGCUACCAGAUCCUGGAGAAGCUGGGCGUGAUCACCGUGCCCGGAAGUGGCUUCGAGCAGCGUGUCGGAACUUGGCACUUCCGUACUACAAUUCUGCCAGCAGAAGAGGAGCUCGUGCGCUUUCUCGAUGGGCUCGAAAAGCUCCAGGCUGAUCUGUACGCCAAGUACGGACAGCCAUAACUUUCACGAGGACCGGACACUUAUUUACCAAACUCUCGAUAGCAAGUAGGGGUAGAACGAAAGUGAAUUUGAAUACCAGCCAGUAGGAAGAGGUCUGUUUUAGAAUACUCGAGGACGACUUUUUCCUACUGAGUUAGUUUCACCGGACUCUGAGUUGCUGCAGAAUAGAGUAAAACUAAAGGUCAACUGGUGUACAAAGGUAAGUAAUCAGUUAUAAUUCACGAACUCGAAUUCUUUUUUAGUAACUACUGGAGGUGCUGCGAUUCUGGCCGUGCUGUCCUCCCCUGGAUGCAAGGCACGACACAACGAUGAGGGGGCAAGGGCAGGCCUUAGCGAUUGAAUGCACUAUGCAGGUAAUGAACUUUGCUAAGUCUACCGCCUAUCUAUAUAACCUCCCUCAUGUAACCUAGAAGAAGCUUUAUCGCAUAGAAUAUACAUACAUUUUUGCGUCACAGUCUAAUGGAUGUGCUUGUCAUAGUCAUGAUCAUGUCGGAUAUUAUUUGCAUAGGAUUUGCAAAGAUGAUGUCGCGAUUUUCAACCACGACCUCAACGACCUCGAAGACCACAUGGGUAUUUGUGCUACUGUAAAUGGGAUCAUUGAGGAGCUGUACAUGAAAAUCUUUUCCCCCACGUGCUGUUGGGGACGGAUGAUGUAUUGGCAUCACGGAAGCUGCAUUUUUUCAUUUCCCAUUCUACUGUAUCUACGAUCGUGUCUUUGACUUUGGAACGGAAUGCAGAAACAGACGUACUUAUGUAACAUGUUGCUGUCGAAGAUGUUGUAACUGUAAUAUAUUGUUGCACGGGAUAAGCCUAAGUUUGUAGAGGUGAAAACUAACCGGCUGCUUUGCUUAGUGCUUUGGGCGUCGCUGGGCCUAAACCUUCGCCGUUUUACGGGCAAAAGCCAAACAAGAUUUGCGGCGCAGCCUCAUACUAUUUUAAGGGGAAAAGCCCCGAACUCCUGUUAUGGGAGGAGGUUACUUAGUCACUUUUUCAGAUGUAGCUGCACUUAGUCACUUUUUCAGAUUUCGUUAUGGGAAGAUGUAACUGUAAUAUAGAAGGGAUUUCUUGUAGUUUGGGACAGACUGACCUGUAUCUAUUUGAUUUGUAGCUUCAUGUAUUUACUAGUGCAGCUUCAUGUUUUUACUCGGGAGCAGAAAUGUACACAACAAGAGUGAUCUUGGGUAUUCCUAUGUACUUACUUAUUUGUUGAAUCAUCUAUCCGGGUAUUCUUUUUAGACAAAACCAUGAUGACAGUCUCGAUUUAUUGAAAAAAUGAUUUUGAAAAUCAAAUCUCGAAGCACCCGCGCUGCGGAAUUUUUAAGGCCUCAAGCGGCAGCGGCAUACGCAGCGGGUGUGCAUCUCCUGCGUUUGCUCCGAUCUCAACAACGCAUGAGAAGCAUAGAUGCUCGCGGUUCCAG